Tetrapisispora phaffii CBS 4417 is the source of this 1002-nucleotide messenger RNA. RefSeq names its product ethanolamine-phosphate cytidylyltransferase (gene ECT1). Gene Ontology annotation, cellular component: cytoplasm. The coding region runs from base 1 to 1002 and encodes 333 amino acids. Gene Ontology annotation, molecular function: ethanolamine-phosphate cytidylyltransferase activity. Lineage: Eukaryota; Fungi; Ascomycota; Saccharomycetes; Saccharomycetales; Saccharomycetaceae. The record is from RefSeq and is a predicted model, not a curated record. The transcript has a single exon. Gene Ontology annotation, biological process: phosphatidylethanolamine biosynthetic process.
AUGGUUGAAUUGGAUGAUAACAAAGUAUGGAUCGAUGGGUGUUUUGAUUUCACUCAUCAUGGUCAUGCAGGAGCGAUUCUUCAAGCUAGACAAACAAUUGAUUUAUCACAAGACGUUGGAAAACUAUAUUGUGGUGUCCAUAACGAUGAGGACAUUGCAUAUAAUAAAGGUACAAAGCCAGUUAUGAAUGAGAAUGAAAGAUAUGCACACACGCGUAGUAAUAGAUGGUGUGAUUAUGUGAUUGAAAAUGCACCAUACGUGACAGAAGCUGAAUGGUUAGAUAAGUAUGGUUGCAGAUAUGUUGUGCAUGGAGAUGACAUUACACUAGCUGCUGAUGGUAGUGAUUGUUAUCAAAAAAUGAAAGAUAUUGAUAGAUUUAGAGUAGUCAAGAGAACUCCCAGUGUUAGCACUACUGAAAUUAUUCAUAGAAUGUUAAGUGAGAAGUAUAAGAUUGAAACAAUCAAUUUCAAUGAUUUACCAAGCAUAGAUGAAUACAAUAUGUAUUGUAAAGGAUAUGAUGGCGAGAGUAUUCAUUGUAAUAUUUAUGAGAAUCAUUUCAAGAAUUUCAUUAUUAAACGAUCUAAUGUUGGCGAUACUGGUUGUUCAUUGAAAACCAUUUUAAUUGAAGGCGAUUUUGAUUUAUUUCAUAUUGGACAUAUUGAGCAAUUACAAAGAAUCAAAGAAGAUAUUUUCGAGGAGCCAAUUGAAUUAGUUGUAAGUAUUAAACUUGCUGAUGAUAAUGUUAAUAAUAUCAUGACGAAAAAAGAGAGAAUAUUAAGCGUGUUGGCAUGUAAAUAUGUGGAUGGUAUAAUAUUAAAUGCCCAACAUGAUGAAAUAAGCAAGGACGUUUAUAAGAAAUUCCAGUUGGAUAGUGAUGUACUAAAGAACCAUAAUAAGAAUAAAUUUCAAUAUCUUAAUAAGCAAGUAAUUAUUGAUAGAAUCUUAUCCCGGCGAAACGAUUACAUUGCAAGAAAUAAGAAGAAAGGUAUGGAGAUCUCUUAA